AUGGACAAGAAGCUUGUCUAUCUCUUCGGCUCUCAAGCCCUCUCCUUAGCUCACGACGACAUCGCAAGACUACGUGCCACAGUCAACAAGACUCCCAGCCUACAAUGGAUUGUACAAGCUGUAGCUGGAUUGCAUUACAUCGUCGACGAGUAUUCGAACAGCACGGCCAAGUCGAUACCGCCUAAGGUUUUGGCCGAUGUGCAACUCCUCCAGCGGUUCUUGACCUCCGACAUGCCUGCGUCUGACCUUCCAGCCACGAUCCCAAAUGUUAUACUCACUCCACUAGUGGUUAUAGGACAUUUGACAGAGUAUGCCCUUCUGAUCGACUCGACAUCGGUCUCCAAUACGUCUGCACGCGAAGCCCUUGGUCUUUGCACCGGAAUGCUUAGUGCUUUUACCGUCGCCGCAAGUGGAAACCAUACAGGUCUAGCCAGAUACGGAAAUGUGGCACUCAGACUUGCUGCACUUGUUGGUGCAGUCGUAGAUGCUGCCGAGGACCUCAGCGCUGCUGGACCUUCGAAGUCUUUUGCAGCAGCUUGGACCAAUGCCCUGACGCAACAAGAUAUUGCGCGAGUCAUGGCUGACUUGCCAGAUACAUACCUGUCAGUUACAUAUGACGAGUGCCGGGCUACUAUCACCACGUCGGUCGCCAGUGCAGUGGAAGUCCAAAAGAGAAUGCAGACUACGGGUGUGACCAUGACAGAGCUAGCUUUCCGAGGUCGAUUUCAUUGGUCUGGUCAUACCAAUUCGCUACAGUCUCUUCUGGCCUUCUGUCGGGAUCAAGCCAAGUUCCACUUCGCUGCCGUCGAUGAUCUCGACUCUCUCACUCGAUCUAACCAGCGAGAUUCUAUCGACACCUCGCAUCAGCUGCACGAAGUCGCGUUGCAAUCGUUGCUGACUCUACAGCCACAGUGGUCCGAAGUACUCACAGAAGUCACGGAGUCCAUGUUUCCCGACGAGGACUUCAUGAUGAUCAUGUUUGGUUCAGAGCGCUGUGUACCCCCGACUCUUACGCCGCGAGUAAGAAAGCAGUUGAUACAGGCUGCCGAACUGAUCGCUCAGGCAAAGGUUACCUCUCCUGCUCAAGGCCCUCAGAUUUCCGACAAAGAUGAUGAUAUCGCCAUCAUUGGCAUGUCCUGCAAGGUAUCGGGAGCUGAAGACCUGGAAGAGUUCUGGGAUCUUCUUUGCAAGGGAGAGUCCAGACAUCGCGAGGUUGCGAAUGAACGCUUUGACUUCGAGAGUUCCUUCCGUGCACAAGACUCAAAACGUAAAUGGUUUGGUAAUUUCAUCGAUGACUACGACAGCUUCGACCAUAAGUUUUUCAAGAAGAGCNCCCGCGAAGCCAGUUCAACUGAUCCUCAGCAAAGACAGUUGUUGCAAUCCGCAUACCAGGCAGUUCAACAGUCUGGAUACUUCCGGCAGCGGGAUCCUGAUACGAACGUCGGGUGUUACAUUGGCGUUUGUUCUGUGGACUAUGAGAACAACAUCGCUUGCCACCAGCCAAAUGCAUAUUCUUCCAUCGGCAAUCUGAGAGGCUUCAUCGCAGGGAAAGUCAGUCAUUACUUUGGCUGGACCGGACCUGGGUUAACAAUCGACACGGCUUGUUCAUCCUCGGCGGUAGCCAUCCAUCAAGCCUGUCAAGCGAUCCUUAUGGGCGAAUGUAAUGUGGCGCUCGCCGGUGGUACACACGUUAUGACUAGUCCUUUGUGGUUCCAAAAUCUCGCGGGCGCCUCGUUCCUCAGUCCCACCGGAUCUUGUAAGCCGUUUGAUGCUGCUGCAGAUGGUUAUUGUCGAGGCGAAGGUGUCGCUACCGUUAUGCUCAAGCGACUAUUCAACGCAAUCGCUGACGGAGAUACUGUUUUCGCCACGAUCGCCAGCACCGCCGUCCAGCAGAACGAAAAUUGCACGCCAAUCUUCGUCCCUAACUCUCCAUCUCUUUCGGAUCUGUUCCGCAAGGUCACAAGUCGAGCUCGACUCCAGCCAGAGCAAAUCACAGUUGUAGAGGCACAUGGGACUGGAACUCCUGUGGGCGAUCCUGUCGAGUACAACAGCGUCCGUGAAGUGCUCGGAGGUAGCAGAAGAACUUCGAAUAUUGCACUAAGCUCAGUCAAGGGACUAAUUGGUCACCUUGAAUGCACUUCUGGUGUCGUCUCCCUCAUCAAGAUUGUUAUGAUGAUGCUCAAGGGCUCCAUUCCUCCCCAAGCCAGCUUUAACAACAUGAAUCCAGCCAUCAAAACUCUGCCAUCUGACCAUAUACAAAUUCCCACCGCCGUUCUGCCCUGGCGAUCUAUGGUCAAGGCGGCCCUCAUCAACAACUAUGGAGCAUCUGGAUCCAACGCUUCAAUCGUUGUCAAAGAGUCAAGUGUCACGCAAUCUCAGAGAAUGAACAACUUGCCACAUCGUCAUCCUUUCUGCUUCUCGGCCUUCGAUCGCGUCAGUCUUUCGAGAUACAUUCGGCGUAUUCGCUUGUUACUUGACCGUCAGAAGCUUGAGGUCUCCAACAGUAUUCUAGAAGACAUCUCGUUCAACCUCCUUCGCGAACACAAUCCAAGUUUGUCUGAGCGCCUCGUUCUAACAGCAAGCUCGAUCAAUGAUCUUGACCGUCAACUUCAGAACUACGAGUACAAGUCUCCGAGCAGCGAACCUGUUGUUAGGACAAAGAGACCUGUAAUCCUCUGCUUUGGCGGGCAGAGUUCUACCUUCGUUGGGUUGGAUGAGAACUUAUAUCAACGAAGCAGCUUGCUGCGAGAGCACCUUCGCGUCUGUAACUCCGCUUGUAUCUCUCUGGGUGUGGGCACCAUAUUUCCUCAUAUCUUCCAGCGCAGCAGCAUUGGAGACCUGGCUAUGUUACAUUGCCUUCUUUUCUCACUCCAGUACUCUUGUGUUCAGUCUUGGAUUGACAGUGGAGUUGUUCCCACGGCUAUGGUUGGACAUAGCUUUGGUGAGCUCACCGCACUCUGCGCAUCUGGCUCACUCAGUCUCGAACAUUGCCUGAAAGCUGUCAUAGGCCGUGCGAGGGUCAUUGAAAGCUCAUGGGGAUCGGACACGGGUGCCAUGAUGGCGAUUGAGGGUGAUCUCAGUCAGGUUGAAGAGCUUUUGCACGCAAGCAAUAUAACUGGUGACCCAGACCAUCCGGCCACGAUUGCUUGCUUUAACGGUCUUCGCCAGUUUACUGUGGCUGGUUCCCAAAAGGCCAUUGAUUGCAUCUCAAAAAUGCUAGUUACCUCUCCAAAGUUCAGCGGCCUGCGCACGAAGCUGUUGAAUGUCACACACGCUUACCACAGUGUACUUGCUUCGCCGCUCAUGGAUGCAGUAGAACAAGGAGCUGAAGGAGUCGACUUCAAGAGCCCACGCAUACCCUUCGAAAGAACAACAGAAAGCUGUUCAAGCUCAACUCUGACUCCACGUUUCUUUGCCGACCACAUGAGAAACCCUGUCUACUUCACUCACGCCGUUCAACGCCUGGCACAUGAACAUCCCGAUGCUGUUUGGCUCGAAGCUGGUUCAUCUUCCUCAGUUACGAUUCUCGCAAAGCGUUCCUUAUCAGACACGACUGGGCACACUUUCCUCGAUUUGAACAUCACGAGUGACAAGGCUUUGGACAAUCUUGCCGAAACGACUGCUUCGCUUUGGCGAGCUGGAGUCUCAGCAAGUUUCUGGCUGCAUCAUUCUUCGCAAUCACGCGACUACGCCACGCUCAUACUUCCACCAUACCAGUUUGAGAAGUCACGUCACUGGAUGGAGUUGAAGAACGCAAAGACUUUGCUACCGGGCGACACUCCCAAGCAACCAGUUUCGCAGCAAUUACCAGACACACUACUAGCCCUAGUAAAGUUGGAGAAGCAAGGCUUGGUUGCACGCUUCAAGAUCAACACAAGUAUAGCAGCGUACGAAAAGCUUCUCUCUGGCCACAAAAUUGCUCACACGGCACCGAUCUGCCCGGCUACUGCACAGCUCGACUUUGCAAUCGAGUCAGUGAGGACUUUGGUUCCCGAAGUGCCAGCUGCACACUUUGUCCCCGAGCUUCAGAAUGUUCAGAACCUUUCUCCCAUUUGCCGAGACAGUUCUCGGUCGUUGUGGCUCGAUGUUGAGGGCCGGCCCGACAAGACAUGCUGGACCUUCAAAAUCACCAGUACAGGCAAUGGUCCGUCCGAAACCGUUAUCCACACGACUGGUGCGGUGUGUGUUCUUGGUGCUGAUGUCAGUGCCACCAAGCUGGAUUUCUCAAGAUAUGAAAGAUUGAAGCUGCACCAAAGAUGCCUUAGCAUUCUGAAUGACUCAAAUUCGGACGAAGUCAUCCAGGGACGGAACGUAUAUAGAGCAUUUUCUGAUGUGGUUGAUUAUGGGCCGCAAUACCGAGGUCUUCAGAAACUGGUCGGUCAUCGAGGGGAAUCUGCUGGCAGAGUUUGCCACGCUUAUGACUCCAAGACAUGGCUGGAUCCUCUCCUCUCGGAUGUCUUCUGCCAAGUGGCUGGAAUCUACGUCAAUUGCAUGUCUGAUCGAGGCCCAGAGGACAUGUACCUUGCCUGCGAGAUUGAGAACUGGAUCCGUUCGCCUGAGCUUCAGUCAGACACACCCCGACCAGAGUCUUACAACGUUCUAGCAACGCAUCACAAAGUCUCGUCUGACUCAAUCACCUCCGACGUCUUUGUCUUCAAUGGCACUACAGGCAGCCUUCUCGAAGUCAUCCUCGGGAUCAAAUACAGAAGCGUCAAGAAGGUCUCUAUGCAGCGCAUUCUCACCAGAAUGACCCCAGAGCUCGGCCUGGUUGGGAAGUCAGAGCCUGUGGCACAAAUCCUACCGCAACGUCCAAAGCUCCUCAAGACUCCGAAGCCUUCAAGUCAGGAGCGUAACGUAUUAGACCAGAUCAAAACGGUUCUGUCUUCUUUCCUUGGUCUCAGAGAUAGUGAUAUUCUCGAGAAUAGCGACUUAGCCGACCUUGGAGUUGACUCUCUGAUGGCUAUGGAGAUGAUUUCCGAGCUUGGAAGGACGUUGAAUUGCAAUCUUCCAUUGGAUCAAGUCGCCAAUGUCACCACUGUCGCUGGUCUGGUCAAGUGCGCGACUGCAUCAUUGCGGGAAGAAGACUAUGGCAAAGAGUUGGAUCAGUCAGUCAUGUCAGAGUCAGACACUUCUUCUGAUACAGACAGGUCAAGCUCUCUACCCCACACCGCUGCAACCACGCCUGAAGAAGCACAAAUUGACAGCACGACCCACCUUGCACAGUUUCUAGGGCUAGGCGAGGAAACAAUCAAGCCAACCACCGUCCUUCGCGACUUGGGUGUAGAUUCUUUGCUUGCAAUAGAGUUACGAGCUGAUCUCGCUUCAGUAUAUGAUACUCAUCUCUCCAUGGAUUUUUGUCUAGAGGACAUGACUAUCAAUGAGCUGAAUAUAGCACUCGGUGGUCCUGCCUGGUCUUCACAAAGGUCGCUCACAGUCGCUCCAAACAAAGAAUCCACGUCCAAUUCCCUCGCCCCCUCGAGGAUAAUUGCCCCAUUGAUGGAGGUUCCGAUAGAGNAUGUUUCAUUGAAUCUGCCAGCCAAGCUUGUGCAAGAGGCAUUUGCGCAGAUCAAGAAAGAGACCGAUGAUCAAUUCGUUACCUUUGGCUGUCAAGAUUACAGCACAAGCGUCCUACCACUGAAGAUGGAGCUUUGCAUUGCACUCAUUGUAGAAGCUCUGGACAAGCUCGGUUGCCAUAUUCUUACGACUUCAGAGGGCACUUCACUGCCUUGGGUCGAAUGUCGUGAAGAACAGAAACAUCUGCGAGAUUACCUAUAUCACGCGCUUGCCAAGCACGCUGGUCUUACUACUAUUGACAAUGAGAUGGUGGUUCGUACUGCUCGGAUGCCUGAUCCAGAAAGCAGCCAGCAAGUAUUGGCCCGAGCAUCGAAGAUCUCGCCGGGCGAGAAGGGUGCCUUUGACUUGAUUUUCCAUGCCGGCUCGAACCUCGCAGCCAUCCUCUCUGGCAAGACGGAUGGUAUCAAACUCAUCUUUGGCAACGCCAAGGGCAGAGAGUUGGUAUCAUCAUUAUAUGGCGAGUGGCCUAUCAACCGUCUCAUGUACCGCCAGAUCGAAAACUUCUUCUCGAAGCUGUCGGAGAAGAUAUCUCCCGUUGAUGGCACUCUUCGUAUCCUAGAGAUGGGAGCUGGAACGGGCGGUACCAGUCAAUGGCUUAUUCCUCUGUUGGCGACUCUGCCAAUGCAUGUGGAAUACACCUUCACCGAUCUUGCGCCAUCCUUCGUGGCUGCAGCUCGAAAGCGUUUCAGCCAGUACGACUUUGUCAAAUACCGAACCCACGACAUUGAGAAGGGUGCACCCGAAGACCUGCGUGGCAGUCAGCAUAUUGUAAUCGCAAGUAAUGCUAUCCAUGCGACGCAUAACAUCACGCAAUCUGCGUCUCGUGUCAAAGAGUUCUUACGCCCAGACGGAUUGUUGAUGAUGGUUGAGAUGACUACGCCAUUGCUUUGGGUGGACAUCAUCUUCGGCCUCUUCGAGGGCUGGUGGUUCUUUGACGAUGGACGUUCGCACGCCGUCGCAAACCAAGCUGACUGGAAGCGUCAUCUUCUCGCAGCCGGAUUCAGCUCUGUGGACUGGACCGAUGGUCAGCGACCCGAAAACAAGAUUGAAAGGCUCAUCGUUGCUACUGUUUCGCCUUGUUUCGAGACUCCUGCAGAUGCAUCAGUCUUUGACGAACCACUGCAAGAGAAUGCGACGUCGUUAGAGGCAAGAGCGGCAACAGUGGAUCGCUACGUACACCGCAUGGCGAACAGAUUUCAUCAUCCGUCCCCAAGCCAAGCACAGGCACAGGCAGGCAAGAGGCCAUCAGGGACAUGUGUCUUGAUCACUGGUGCUUCAGGGAGUCUUGGUGCACAUCUCGUAUCCAACCUGGUCGAGAGAGACGACAUCAGAUCAGUCAUCUGCUUAAAUCGUCCUCACAAGGGCGAUCCUCAAACACAUCAACUGAAAUCCUUGAUCUCUCGUGGUAUUCUCGUCUCCGCCAAAGGCCUUGCCAAACUACAAUCGUUCGAGGGCGACAUGACAAAGCCCAUGCUUGGACUACCCAAAGAAACUUACCAGUCUCUGCUCGACAACGUAACUUGCAUAGUCCACAAUGCGUGGACGAUGAGUGCUAAACGUCCGAUUGCCGGUUUCGAGCCACAGUUUGAGAUUAUGGGUAAUCUGCUGUCCAUGGCUAGCAACAUUGCGGCUCUGAGACCGCGCGACAUGAAGACGCGUUUCGUGUUUGUGUCGUCGAUUGCUGUGGUGGGACAUUAUCCAAUGUGGAAGGAUACUCCUCACGUACCGGAAGAACGAGUCACGAUUGACGCCGUCUUGCCCAAUGGCUAUGGCGAUGCCAAAUGGGCUUGCGAAUUGGCACUCGACCGCACUCUACACAAGUAUCCCAACAUCUUCGCCACCUCGAGCAUCCGCGUUGGCCAGAUCGCUGGCUCGCGCAAAAGCGGCUAUUGGAAUCCUAUGGAGCACACUUCGUUCCUCUGGAAGUCGUCGCAGAUGCUGAACGCCAUACCCGAUCUCCAAGGCCUGCUAUCCUGGACCCCGGUCGAUGAUGUCGCAGGCACGGUAGGCGAUUUGCUGAACAUCAACACAUCGCCUUACGCCAUCUACAACAUCGACAACCCCAUCCGUCAGCAAUGGGCCAAUAUGAUUCCUGUACUUGCAAACGCUCUGGGUAUCCCUCGUGCCAACAUCAUUCCUUUCGAUGAGUGGGUGGCCUUGGUGCGCACGUGUGAGGAAAGUGGGCAAAACAAUCUCAAUCCUGCGUCCAUGCUUGUCGACUUCCUGCAAGACAACUUUCUGCGUAUGUCUUGUGGUGGUUUGUUGCUGGAGACAAAAAACACGCAAGAGCAUUCCGAGACGUUGAGGAAUGUGCGGCCGGUGAGUGAAGAAGUUGCGCGACGGUUUGUGCAGGCGUGGAAGGACAUGCGGUUCUUGUCGUGA
This is a messenger RNA of Aureobasidium vineae, 7956 nucleotides long. The record is from the annotation of a GenBank genome assembly. NCBI's taxonomy places the organism in Eukaryota, Fungi, Ascomycota, Dothideomycetes, Dothideales, Saccotheciaceae.